AUGACUGAACAAGAUCAAGUUAAGAAACAAAAGACCGUGGACCAACCACCAAGACCUCAAAACAUCGGUAUCAAGGGUAUCGAAAUCUACAUUCCAUCUCAAUGUGUUAACCAAGAAGAACUAGAAAAGUUCGAUGGUGUCUCCACUGGUAAGUACACCAUUGGUUUAGGCCAAACAAACAUGGGUUUUGUUAACGACAGAGAAGACAUCUAUUCCAUGUCUCUGACCGUUCUAUCAAAACUUUUGAAAAACUACAACAUCGACACAAACAACAUCGGUAGAAUCGAAGUUGGUACCGAAACUUUGCUAGACAAGUCCAAGUCUGUAAAGUCUGUGUUGACGCAACUUUUCCCAGGUAACAGCGAUACUGAAGGUAUCGACACCGUUAACGCUUGUUACGGUGGUACCAACGCCCUAUUCAACUCCCUAAACUGGAUCGAGUCUUCUGCUUGGGACGGCCGUGAUGCCGUUGUUGUUUGCGGUGACAUUGCCAUCUACGAAAAGGGUAGUGCUAGACCAACCGGUGGUGCUGGUACCGUUGCCCUAUGGAUCGGUCCAGAUGCUCCAAUCGUCUUCGACCCAGUAAGAGGUUCUUUCAUGGAACACGCUUACGACUUCUACAAGCCAGACUUCACUAGCGAAUACCCAUACGUCGACGGUCACUUCUCUUUGGCCUGUUACGUUAGAGCUCUAGACAAGGCUUACGAAGCUUACUCCAAGAAGGCUAUCGCUAAGGGUCUAGCUGCUGCUCCUGCUGGCGAAAAUGCCAUCAACGUAACAAAACACUUUGACUACAACGUUUUCCACGUGCCAACUUGUAAGUUGGUCACCAAAUCUUACGGUAGAUUGUUAUACAACGACUUCAGAGCUAACCCUUCGCUAUACCCAGAGGUGGACGCUUCUUUGGCUACUAUGGACUACGACGCUUCUCUAGCUGACAAGACCCUGGAAAAGACCUUUGUUAACGUCGCCAAGCCUUUCCACAAGGAAAGAGUUGCACCAUCUCUCGUUGUUCCAACCAAUACUGGUAACAUGUACACUGCAUCUGUUUACGCGGCUCUUUCUUCUCUAUUGUGCUACGUUGGCUCUGAUGCUCUACAAAACAAGCGUAUCGGUUUGUUCUCCUACGGUUCCGGUUUAGCCGCAUCUUUGUUCUCUUGUAAGGUUGUUGGAGACAUCAAGCACAUCGUUGAUGUUUUGGAUGUUGACAACAAAUUAAAGUCAAGAAAGACUGAAACUCCAGAAGACUACGAAAAGGCCAUCCUAUUGAGAGAAAAGGCCCAUCUACAAAAAUCUUUCGAGCCAACCGGUUCCAUUGAACACUUGGCUCCAGGUACUUACUAUUUGUCCAAGGUUGAUGACAGAUUCAGAAGAAGCUAUGCCAUCAAGGAAUAG
Messenger RNA from Kluyveromyces marxianus DMKU3-1042, 1395 nucleotides. It is a transcript of the gene ERG13, whose product is annotated as hydroxymethylglutaryl-CoA synthase. Gene Ontology annotation, biological process: ergosterol biosynthetic process; acetyl-CoA metabolic process. The record is from RefSeq and is a predicted model, not a curated record. Lineage: Eukaryota; Fungi; Ascomycota; Saccharomycetes; Saccharomycetales; Saccharomycetaceae. The transcript has 2 exons. Gene Ontology annotation, molecular function: hydroxymethylglutaryl-CoA synthase activity. The coding region runs from base 1 to 1395 and encodes 464 amino acids.